AAAAAAGAAAGCGUGAUCUAUACCCGGAUUCGAGAUCUAUUCUCCUCUCUCCAAGCCUUACUUCUCCCGCCGCCGACCGAGCGCGGAAGGCGGAUGGCCGACGGCCGCGACGGCGCUGCCUUAUCAUCCUCCUCAUCCUCCUCUUCCGUCGACAAGGCCACUGGGUCUCAAGGUAACCCUGCCACCUCUGCUGCGGCCCCGUCCCUUUUGGAUGGUGCCUUCCUCCUCCAUCUCCUCCAGAAGACGCCUCAACCCGCUCGAGCAUCCGCCUCUACCCCCCAGCAACACUUCGACCCCGCCGUCGCAGUCGUAGGGCCUAGCCACCUGUUCCACCCCCACGAGACCCUUCGCCCUCCUCCGACGGGCUACCUAUCCGAGUUCCCUUUCUCCCCUACCCCUGCUUUAUUGUUGCCUCCAGGUAAUUUUCCUCCGGGGUUCCUUCGCCCGCGCGGUGGGGAUGUUAGGGCUGCUGCGGGCUCCGGGAACCGCCAGUUCUUUCCUUUCGAUCAACAGAGAUUAGGUUUUUCUUCGGGAGGCGUCCAGCCUCUUGUUGGUUCUCUUCAAAGAAACGAUUUUACUCAAAAUCAUGGUCAGUUUCUGAGUGAUACGAUUUUUGCCGAUCAUACGGAGGCAGCCAGGCGGAAAUCGGCUCUUCAGGGCCCAAAUGGUAGCAGUUCCGUGCGUGCGCCACCGGGGUUCCAGAGGUUACAAGACAGAGGCGCCACUGACCUCGGUACUGGAUCUGCCAACCGGAGUGUUAUUGAUGACAGGGCGACAAGAGACCAUGGGAAUGUGCAAGCAGAGAGAUCAAACGGGUUUUCUCAUAGGAACUACAGCUUGGGUACGACGCUCCAGAGGCCUACAAUGAAGAUAGGGCAAAGGAGGCAGACGGACCAGGCAUACCAGCAACAGGGAGGCAAGCAUUUUGACGCUCAUAUGGCAGAAAUCCACGAUCACGCAUCUCAUCCACUCAUAGCAGAUGCUCAAAGGAGAACUAUAUCAUCUGGAAAUUCUCAAGAUUAUAUGCAUUCCCUUGAGCGAAGUAAGCAGCAGAAUCAGGCACUCUCUGAGCUUACUUUUGGUAGCUUUCCACCUAAUUAUGUAGAAAAGGAUAUUGAGGAACUUGAUCAGGAUUCAGAGCAUGAAACUAUUGAAGAACUAACUAGCAUGCAAAAGCUGGAGAUCGAGGACAAUUACUCUGAAAGAAAAACUCCAGGUGAAGAGGGAUCAUCGGUGUCUGCUGAAGUAAAAAAGAUGGUGGCACCUACUAGCAUUUCAAGUUCGAAGGAUGUAAGGUUAGACUUGUACAGAGGAAAUCAUUUCUCAAGUCAGAGAAUGAGGAUUCAAAAAAGGGCAAUUCAAUGUCGCCCCAACAUUGAUUCAAUGACUCCAAGUUUUCUUUCAAUUUUUGAGUCUCUGGUACCGACAGAGGAAGAAAAGGCCAAACAGAAACAGUUAUUCUUGUCUCUAGAGAAUUUGGUGUACAAAGAAUGGCCAGAUGCUAAGCUGCAUCUUUAUGGAUCAUGUGCCAACACUUUUGGUGUCUCAAAAAGUGACAUUGAUGUUUGCCUUGCAAUCAAUGAUUGGGGCUUGAACAAAUCUGAUAUUGUGUUGAAGUUGGCUGAAAUUCUAGAGUCCAGUAAUUUUCAAAAUGUCCAGGCACUAACCCGUGCUAGGGUUCCUAUAGUGAAGUUGAUGGAUCCAGUUACUGGUCUUUCAUGUGAUAUUUGUGUCAAUAACCUUUUGGCAGUUGUUAACACCAAGCUCCUGAAAGAUUACGCACAGAUUGAUGAAAGAUUACGACAAUUGGCUUUUAUUGUUAAACACUGGGCUAAAUCUCGUCGUGUCAAUGAAACAUAUCAAGGGACACUUUCUAGCUACGCAUACGUUCUAAUGUGCAUCCACUUUCUGCAACUACGAAGACCUGCAAUUCUUCCUUGUUUGCAGGCAAUGAAUACAACUUACAGUGUCACUGUGGAGAAUACCAAAUGCACCUUCUUCGAUCAAAUGGAAAUGCUCCGCGACUUUGGCAUCGGGAACAAGGAAAGCAUUGCAAGAUUGCUAUGGGCAUUCUUCCAUUACUGGGCAUAUCAUCAUGAUUAUACGAAUGAUGUUAUAUCUAUUCGCACAGGGAGCAUCAUCAGUAAGCAAGAUAAGGACUGGACGCGGCGAAUUGGAAAUGACCGUCACCUGAUAUGCAUCGAGGACCCGUUCAACAUCUCACACGACCUUGGUCGGGUAGUCGACAAGUACAGCAUCAAAAUCCUAAGGGAAGAGUUUGAACGAGCUGCCGACAUAAUGCAAUACGACCCAACUCCCACCGUCACCCUUUUCCAACCUUAUGAACCAGGAUCCCCGCAGAGACAAAUCGGCAGGAGCUAGGUGAAUGCGAAUCAAUACUGAAUGCUAAAUUUGUAUAUUCCUCUCUGAGAAGCAGUGUUCUUGCAGCUCCUUUGUGUAUAGAUUGCACUAUGUUGUGGAUGGUUCCUAUUUUUGUAACUUAUUUUCCUAGGUGA
Zingiber officinale is the source of this 2516-nucleotide messenger RNA. Its product is annotated as UTP:RNA uridylyltransferase 1-like. The transcript is spliced from 6 exons. The coding region runs from base 94 to 2382 and encodes 762 amino acids. Lineage: Eukaryota; Viridiplantae; Streptophyta; Magnoliopsida; Zingiberales; Zingiberaceae. Gene Ontology annotation, molecular function: RNA uridylyltransferase activity. The record is from RefSeq and is a predicted model, not a curated record.